GAUGUUUGAUAUUCCUAUUACUGUUAAUGUACUAGACAGUUCUCUUCCAGUAGCAUGGCUUUCAGACAGUGAGAUGGUUCUGGAACUACCCUUAGAAAAAUACAACUCUAGUUCCAGCAAUCCAAUUAUUAUCAACAAUGAAGCCACAGGCUAUUAUCGAGUUAAUUAUGACGACAACAACUGGUUCAAAAUAGCGGCAGCAGUAAUGGAUAAUAUUGAUUUGAUUCGUCCGUUCAACAGGGUUCAGAUCAUUUGUGAUCUUGUAGCUUUGGAGGGAAGUGGUCAUGUGAGCUCUGAUCUUCAUGAUGAUAUAACAGGAAACUGGGAGGACGAUGAUCAAGUCGUGAUUUGGGCAACUGAACAGUGUGGAACUAAUUAUAAGAAUAGUAAACCUCUUCGCAGAAUAUAAUUGGGGGGAAAUAUUCCCACAACCUCUAACUUUGGAGGUUUUAAAAUAAUUUCUCCUGAAACGCUUAAUUUUGUAU
Eurytemora carolleeae is the source of this 485-nucleotide messenger RNA. RefSeq names its product aminopeptidase Q. Gene Ontology annotation, molecular function: peptide binding; zinc ion binding; metalloaminopeptidase activity. Gene Ontology annotation, cellular component: cytoplasm. Lineage: Eukaryota; Metazoa; Arthropoda; Copepoda; Calanoida; Temoridae. Gene Ontology annotation, biological process: peptide catabolic process; proteolysis. The record is from RefSeq and is a predicted model, not a curated record.